AUGAGUGACAACGAGGAUACCACAUUGCACAUGGAACUUAUUGAGUACGCAACAACUUCCUGUCGCUUGCUGUUUAUACAGGAUGCUGCAACACUCACCGAUUUCACGCCGGGCAAUGCAGACAACGAACUAUCCACGAUGGAGCUGAGUGAGAUUCUAUUGAGAGACAUUUUGCCAAGGGUGCAUAGCUACCAGUUAACAGAAGCUGUUAAGAAGCGUUUGAAAUUACUCGAUCUGCAUCCGGGAUUUCGUAAAACCCCUGAAGGCUAUCAAUAUGUAUCAAAGAGCAAUGAGACGCCAUUUACUUUAAAACUUGGACGCGAUUUCAAUUUGACAGACAACUUGCCUCGUUUGCUGUCUUCACAGCCGAAGCGGCCGAAGGAGUUUCAAUUAAAUGCGACUGACGACUCACACACAAUGCUCGUGGAGCAGCAUGUAGUGUCAUUUGUAAUGCCCAAAUUCCAAUUAAGUCAGGAUCUUGCUGCUCUGCUCUCGGCCUUCUUAUCAACCGAUAUGGAAUUGUCCUGCGCUCAAUUGCAUAGUUUGCCAGAGAUUCAGCGGCGUUUGCGACAGGCCAAGCAAUCCUUUGAGGAUACGGCUAAUGUGCUGCCACUUCGAAAAAAUCUCGACAUGAUCGUUGAUUAUGUGAUAAUUUUUGAGAAACUCAAAAAGAAACUUUGCAAUGUAUUGUCACACGCGUAA
Molecule: messenger RNA, 702 nt
Organism: Drosophila sulfurigaster albostrigata
Lineage: Eukaryota; Metazoa; Arthropoda; Insecta; Diptera; Drosophilidae
Exons: 2
Coding region: 1-702 (233 amino acids)
Source: RefSeq, a predicted model, not a curated record